AUGUCGAACACCUCUUCAUCACAUGGUUCCUCGCGUGGGAUAGACUUUAGGCCGUCUACCCCCGACCAGACCCGACCUACGCUUUCUCGAUCGAACUCCCUGGCGCCGAAAUCAGAAUACCUACGGCAUGCGCUCCAAGCACGGAGGGCACAGGGUACGCCAACUCCUUCACCUCAGGAUAUCAAAGUGCCACCGCCACUAGCGCAGAAGCCUCCGGAGAUAUGCACGCCUAAGACCUCGCCAGAUAUCUUCGAUCAAUUCGCCCUCACGGAAGAACAAAUGACCCCGGUUUCGCCCAUCCGACGACGUCGGCCCAGCGAUGCUCGUCCACCGCAGUCCAGGACGAGUCGAGAACUCACAGAAGAGAUCGACAAGUUGAAGCAGACGCUCAUGACUGCCAACAUGCGAGUGGAGCUGCUGAGGAAGGACAACAAGGUGCUGCAGCAUGAUCUGACGGCCGCCAAAGAACAAAUCGAACGGAUGGAGCCACUAGAGGAUGCGAACUACGAGCUGACUGCGGAGAACAAGCAACUCAGACUCAAAAUGGAAAAGAUGGAUGAAGAGAUUACGAAGCUGCGAGAAAUCGACGAGGAGCAUCGGAAGACCAACAUCGAGCUCACCGCUAUAGCAAGCGAGAGCGCGGCACACUGGACAGAUCACGAGCUCGCCAUCGAAGAAGCCGCCGAGCACAUCAUCAAGAUGGAGGAAGAGAAGGAGUUGCUUUCGGAAGAAGUCAGGCAACUCAAGCAGCGAGUCAUGGCUAUAGAAAGCCAUUCCCCCGCUAGCACGCUCGUCAACAGCCCUGGCAAGUUCCCACUUCGCGUCUUCAGUGUGGACGAGUCGCGGCCUUCUACUUCACACUUCGACUCGGAUUACUACAGCCAGCCUGAAUCGCCGCAAGCCAAACACAGCAGUGCGUCCAUCAGGUCGUUUACGCCUUCAGAACGGUCGAAGAAGUUUCUUGAUCUCAAGGAAGAGCGACGACGGUCUGCUCGUGAUCUGAGUGAGCGCAUGUCUGCAGUAUCCCUGAAGGCACUACGCGAUGCGUCUCUUUCUCCAACGCCAGAAGAAGUUCCCGCAGUCCCUACGACCCACCAGCAACAGGUUCCUUCCAUUGUAGCGGAUCAUAGGUCUGCCACUCCCUCCAGACGCCGUGAGCACGUUCGCCAAAUCGACCAGCCACGUCCGCUGUCUUUGAUGGACGCAGCAGAAAUUUCCCCACCACGAGCACACACCGUUGCCCCUCAGGCUCCUGACCGCCAACCAGACGAUCCACGUCGAGCCAAGGACCAAUGGUGGCGCAGCCUCGAUCGUUUAACUCACUCUCAAGUCAUGGCUCAGGAGAUUCAAGCACAGGGGAUACAGAUGCCACGUGGUUAUGACGCCGGGCCAAAUCCUCCUGCUGUUGCUGCUCCUCCUAACAGCCAGCGGACGAGGAGCAGUAGUACGACGGGUCAGCAUCGCAGCCGUAGACCUACGCCUACGCCUUCGAGUGCGCUGAAUAGUCAUCCUGUGGUGUCGGCGGAGAAGGAUCUGCUGUUUAAUGCAAAGGAGAGUACGGAGGAUUUUAUGAGUAAGAUGAGGGGGGGUAAGGGGUCGAGGGAUUCGGUGUUUUCUUUACGGUAG
Molecule: messenger RNA, 1626 nt
Organism: Alternaria incomplexa
Lineage: Eukaryota; Fungi; Ascomycota; Dothideomycetes; Pleosporales; Pleosporaceae
Exons: 2
Coding region: 1-1626 (541 amino acids)
Source: RefSeq, a predicted model, not a curated record